Messenger RNA from Paramuricea clavata, 12294 nucleotides. The record is from the annotation of a GenBank genome assembly. Lineage: Eukaryota; Metazoa; Cnidaria; Anthozoa; Malacalcyonacea; Plexauridae.
AUGAGUCGAAGAUCAAGUGCUGCUAGUUUAACGACCUCUGCAAGUGCCUCUACUACAGAUGAUCCGCUAAUGCGGGAUUGCUAUGAUCUGAGACGAAGGUUAAUGCAAACUGAACAAUCGAUAAAAAAUUUAAACCCACCGUUAAAGACCAGCAGGUUAGAUCAAUCUUACGUAUAAUUUUUGCACUUUGAACACAUCUUGUAACGUGCUAAUACGUUAUUUCAUUUCAUAAUAAGUUAAAGCUUCAAAUGUCAAUUAAAAGUAAGUGUAUUGAUCUCAGAUUGUAAUCUAUUUCAUGGUAUAAAGUUUAUAUAUUAUGCAAAUAACUAAAUAUCAUGGUAUGUUUAUAUUGAAGUUGUGGCAUUUAGCGUUGUCAAUGGCACAGAGUAAGUCAAUGGCAACCAGUUGGUGGAUCACAGGGUUUCAGGGUAGCAGUUGGUGGUCAUCUUUACAAGUGUUGACACUUAGAUUAACAAAAUUAAACUACGCCUCUCAAUUUCAUUUAUUUGCCACUAGUGUCACAAAGAUACUACAUAUCAUGGAAAGAAAACAGUACAUAGCCUUCCGGAAAAUACAUCACUUUGGCUAUAGAGCCUCGUUUUUGUGUAUCUGACAUCAGUUACAGUGCGUCUACUGUAAGUGGGGCCACUUAGAGAACACUAACCAAUCGCAUUGCAGAACAGAAAGAAAAAUCUAAUCAAACUAAAGCUCGUCCAAUCAAAAGAAAGAUUCAGGAAGCCAUUAACUGCAAUGUUACUUUUACAUGUCUAUUUUUACCGUUUGACAUUCGUUUAUUUGUUCGAAUUGUUUUUGGCCUAAUGCUGAUUGGCUAAUGUGCCGUUUGUUGAUUUUUCACUUUCUGUUCUGCAAUGUGAUUGGUUAGUGUUCUCUAAGUGGCCCCACUUACAGUAGACGCACUGUAAAGGCCGCAUCUCAAUCAUGAAAACAAGGCUCUAUAGCCAAAGUGAUGUAGUUUCCAGAAGCGUGCAUACUGUCAAACUGCUAAUUGACCACCAUCUGUUGCACGAUAGUGCUCUAUAUAUAGCAUAUUACCAUUAUCCCACCUGUACAUAUCCUGUCUGUUUUUAAUCUAUAACAGUUCAUCAGUUCUACUAAAUGGAAUAACAAAUUCAGAUUCAAUUGGUAAUCUAACAGCACUGUUGCCUGACAGACAAUUACAGUAAGUUUACAGGCAGUAUUUUCAAAUGUUACAUAGUUGUGUUUGCAUGUGUGGUACUGUACUUCCCUGUGUAUGCGGCUCAGACAAGGUUACUUUAAAAGUGAGUAAAAAAUAACAAGAUGUGUGUCACAGUGUUUGUCUUGACAGCUAUCAAUCAGGGGUGGAUUUAUAGGGGGGGUGCACACCCCUGUUGGCCUUGGUCAACAGGGGUGCAAAAAAUCAAAUUCAGAAAUAUGGUGUAAUAAUAUACCCCUGGAUCCCCUAGGGAGCUCGCCUUUGGCGUUCGAGUCAUGAGGAAGCCAAUUAAUUUGAAUGCUCUACCAUCCCCUAAAGAAUUAUAAAGUGCACCAUCCCCUAAAGAAUUAUAAAGAAACACCCAGCACCCCCUAGAAAAGCCUUGCUGGAUCCCCCCUGCUAUCGAUCUGUUUGAAUGUACAAGUUCAUUCAUCACCUCCCAUUAAAUCAGACCAAUAUUGACAAUAUUUUCAUUGACUUGUUUACGUUUAGUUCUCACUCAUCAAGACCAUCUUCUGAACACUCAGAUAGACCUCCAGUACUGACCCUGGCCGACCUUAGUCCCUCGCUAUCAGAUAAUAAUAAUGAAUUACCAAACGAACGGCUCAACUCCUCAUACCACCUACCAUCUAUUCCACCUGUCAGGUCAACAAGCUCGCUCAGCGAUUCAAACAGACGAUCACAGCAUUCAAACCACAGUGGGCGAGAGGUAGUACCGCAUGAUACACGUUAACAUUUUUAAUCACUGUUCUCCUUAGAGGUCCAGUAAUGGCCAUCCCUUUUUGAUCCAGUGUUCUACAAGAGGAAACCUAAACUAAACUAACUUUAUUUAUACUGGAUAGCUUUAUCAGUUCUAAACUCAGUUCUUCCUGGAGGUCCAGUAAGGAUCAUCUCUUAUUAAUCCAGUGUUACUGCAGGAGGAAACCUAAACUAAACUAACUUUAUCUAUACUGGAUAGCUCUAUCAGUUCUAAACUGUUCUUCCUAGAGGUCCAGUAAGGAUCAUCUCUAUUAAUCCAGUGUUACUGCAGGAGGAAACCUAAACUAAACUAACUUUAUCUAUACUGGAUAGCUCUAUCAGUUCUAAACUGUUCUUCCUAGAGGUCCAGUAAGGAUCAUCUCUAUUAAUCCAGUGUUACUGCAGGAGGAAACCUAAACUAAACUAACUUUAUCUAUACUGGAUAGCUCUAUCAGUUCUAAACUGUUCUUCCUAGAGGUCCAGUAAGGAUCAUCUCUAUUAAUCCAGUGUUACUGCAGGAGGAAACCUAAACUAAACUAACUUUAUCUAUACUGGAUAGCUCUAUCAGUUCUAAACUGUUCUUCCUAGAGGUCCAGUAAGGAUCAUCUCUAUUAAUCCAGUGUUACUGCAGGAGGAAACCUAAACUAAACUAACUUUAUCUAUACUGGAUAGCUCUAUCAGUUCUAAACUGUUCUUCCUAGAGGUCCAGUAAGGAUCAUCUCUAUUAAUCCAGUGUUACUGCAGGAGGAAACCUAAACUAAACUAACUUUAUCUAUACUGGAUAGCUCUAUCAGUUCUAAACUGUUCUUCCUAGAGGUCCAGUAAGGAUCAUCUCUAUUAAUCCAGUGUUACUGCAGGAGGAAACCUAAACUAAACUAACUUUAUCUAUACUGGGUAGCUAGCUCAUUUAGUUCUCAACGGCUCUUCUCAGAUUGACAUGCAGUACUCUAGCACGAAUGGCGACGAUUAUAAUGGCAGUGACAGCGUGCGAACAAAAUUACAAAAAAUGCGGGAAAAGAAUACAUCACUUGUCACUCAGAAUAAUAAACUGAUGAGUGAGUUAGAGAAUAUGGGAUAUGACUUGCAACAAGAGAGAAGCAAGGUGGGUUUAGUACCGGCUCGUUAAAAUGCAUAAUUUGUCUGACAGCUACAAUUAAUAGCAUAAUUUACAGAGGCUAGAGUUAGGGGGGGGGGGCCUCCCCAGAGGUAGAAGAUAAUUUAAUAAGUAGUAGAGUGGUAGGGGUAUAGAAUAGGGGGAGAAUUCCGAUGAUUUCAUUUUUGAAUGCCUGAAAUGAAAAAAUGAACAAAAUUGACUUGGUUUCUGUAUGUCAAAUCACUCCCAGAAUGACAUUUCAUAAAGUGUUGAUUUGAAAAUGUUCUCCCCCCCCCCCCCCCCUAGAAUUCUAGUGCUCCCCUACCCCCAAUCAACUAAUUGCCAGUGUCCUCGUUAAUGCACUUGAUCUGCAGUAUCAGGAUUAACUCAAAGUGCUAAUCACAUCAGACGCACCCUCUGCUUCCCAAGAAAUGCAUGUUGUAUUAAUAAUUUACAGUAUGUUUCUUGGAUUUUCUUGGCUAGGUGAAGAUAUUGCACCUGGAUUUGGCAAAAGAGAAACAAGGUGUUGAUGAAUACGAAGACCGCAUCAUUACUUUAGAGAAAGAAAUAUCUUCUCAACACCAAGCUUUGAGGUUGGUGAAAAUUAUGGCAGAAUUUGAUAUACUGAUUUCAAAAACCAUUACGAGAGACAAUAGCUACGAGCCAAUAUCUGCUGUACGAUUGUGCCAGUAGUGAAAUCCACCUACAUCCUUGUGUUGGAAUUAUUUUAAAUUAUUUUUUCUCUUUACUCAAGGUUGGCAGAGGAGAAAUUCUUGCACACAAAUGACCAAUUAGAAACCAAAACUCUAGAACUUAACCAAAUCUUGAAAACAGCACAAGAUUUUCAAACAAAAUAUGAGGAAGAACUUACACUUAGCAAACAGUAAGAAUCUAUAUAUGGAGAUAGCUCAUCUAAGGCGUUUGUCUGAGGGACCAUCAGUUUUUGAGUAUAAACACAAGACAAAGUAGAAUUGCAUGAUCUAGUAUACUGGCAAUGUUUCUUGGAACAAAUCAUGUGUGAUAUUAUCCUGAUAUGUAGUUUACUAAUGCCGUAUAGUACCUGAUAGAUGGAUUGUCAGACUCAGUAUGUAGGGAACGUUGGAAUUAGCUAGCAUGGAACAAACCAUACAAUUCACUAAAUUCUUGUUGGUUGUUUUAGUUUGCAGUCGAAGUUAGAAGAAAGUUUACAGAAUAUGGAACAACUGACGGCCAAAAUGAUGGAAGAUAAAGACAGAGAAAAACAACAAACAAAACUGGUAGGAUUUUUAAAAUUAAACAACUAAUAGGAGCGCUAGAACAAUGUCAACCACAACACAGGAGCUACAACUUUGCAUUUUCUAGUAACAUGAAGUUAUGUAAAUAGAAAUAAAACAGGAAUUGACAGUUUCAAGUGUUCCGCAAGUUUUGAGUGUCCUGAAUAAGAUUCUUCUUUUGUAAGAAAGAAUGAAACAGUUUCUCAUGCAUAACAGGUCUUUUUCAACGCCAAUACAGCAGUCGUUUGAAACUGUUGUGGUGAUUUUAUUUUUUCAGAGAUGUGAAGAGAUGGAAAAGAUGGAUCGGGAAUUGAAUGAACUAACAAAUGAAAGAAAUGCGUUGCUGGGUCAAAAUACAUCGCUGGAAGGACAACUCACAGAGCUGAGAGAAGAAAUCAGGUAAUUGCCUAGACACUCAGGCAAAUGUUUCUCACAAAUGUUUCCUGGUUUGUCCAUCUUUGGGAAACAUGGCUUGGUUUGCCCACCUUUGAGAAACAUGGCUAGGAAACAAUGUUUCCUGGUUUGUCCACCUUUGUGAAACAUGGCUAGGAAACAAUGUUUCCUGGUUUGUCCACCUUUGGGAAACAUGGCUUGGUUUGUCUACCUUUGAGAAGCAUGGCUAGGAAACAAUGUUUCCUGGUUUGUCCACCUUUGGGAAACAUGGCUAGGAAACAAUGUUUUCUGGUUUGUCCACCUUUGGGAAACAUGGCUAGUAAACAAUCAUCACUAUGUUUCUUGGUUUGUCCACCUUUGAGAAACAUGGCUUGGAAUCAAUGUUUCCUGGUUUACUCUGUGUCUAAAUAUUGAAUCAAUCUCUUUAGCUUGCUACAAUCAGAGGGCGUGGUCAGCGAGGAAUACAAGAGCUCCCUGGAGAGAGACAAUGUGGAACUGAGGUCAACUGUAGCUCGACAGAGCCAGAGAGUUGGUCAACUCGAGAAGAAAUCACCACGAGAGGACGACACAGCUGGACUUCAGGAGAUCAUCAGAUUACAACAUGAGAAGAUACAGUAUUAUCAACAAGAGAUUGAACAGAGCAAGCAGGACAUGGUCAGAUUAGAAGGUUUGGUUCAGAGAGUGCAAGAAGAAAGUAUGAGACGCGAGCUUUAUCAAACACCACCGGUAGGUUCGAUUGAUAUGCAUUUCUUUGUAGUGGUAGGGAUGCUUAACAUCAUUCCUUGCAGCUAAACGAUGCAGUUCAAGUUGAACGCUUACUAGGACACCGCUGGCUGGCAACAAUACAUUAACUCAUGUCUGAUCGCGGAACAUAGAUAUAAGGUGGGGAAAAGUUCGAAAGAAAGGGGAGAAUCAACCACAAUUGUAUUUAAAUCUUCAACCUUUAGUAACAGGCUUGACUCGGGCACAACAGCGCGUUGGCUACAUCUGACACUCGCUAUAGCUAACCAUAAAUAGAUGAUCUCUGUUACACGGCUAAAAACGCACAGGUUGUUCCAAAUUGAUAUCGACAGUCGUGAACAAUGUUGUGCCGCCAACUAUGAACAAGUUGUCUGCAACCAUGUUGUUCCAAGUUGUUACAGUUGAACAACGCUGUAACAACAUGUUGACAAUACUGUUCAAAGUGGGCCGCACAACCUUGUUCACGCCUGUCGAUAUCAACCUGGAACAAGUUGUCGAUUUUCUCAAUUUUUACGCGUGUACCGUUCUUUAUAUAGGCUGUCGACAGCGGUAUCAGUUCCAGUAAAGGUAAAUAUUUCUAUUAUAUAAAAACACUUUCUUCAAAAACUUAUUUCUACUGAUUGGCCAUCACAUAGAGAUAACUUUAACCUAUCAUGACAAAUCGAAAUAUUUUCUAUCCGUCUCUUAAAGACGCAGGGACGAUGACAGGUCUGAGAUCCGAGUUAUCAUUUAUCGCGGAACGAAACAGGAUCAACGAUCGUAAACAGCAGCAAUUGGAACAGAUUAUAUCAGAGAUGGAGGACCAAGCAGCAUCGUAUUCAACCCAGCUAAUACAACUGGAAGAAAGGCUGGCGGAUAAAGACAUGAUGGUGAACAGUUUGGAAGGGAAAGUGAAUGAAAAAAAUGUCCGCUUGGUCGAAGUCAAGGCUGAGUUGGACAGCACGUUGGAUAAGAAUAACCAACUACAACGCGAGGUGAGAUUAUGGGGAGGAAUUUGGCAGUAGAUGAAACCACGUACGAUAUGCGUUUCCAUCGCGUGCGAAUUGCGGGCGAACUAACAUGGCCAGAACGGUCAAAUUGUUGAAUGGAACACAAAACAUUUGGGCUUCCGACCUAUCUGACCGGAAAAUUUAGAUAACAUUAGAAUGAGGUCCAUUUUCGCUAGAUAUUUGAGAAACGUUGACCAGAUCUUUCCAUUUGAUACAGAGACAAAAAUUCAGGAUUAAAUGGAAAGCGCCGUAAAGUCUGUGGCAUCAACUAUUUCGUAAAAAAUGAUAUUUCGUCACAACUUUUUUCUUCAAGAUUGGUUUAGAAACAAAUUUGGAGUAGGGUUAGAUUAGGGUUAGAGUUAGUGUUCGGAGUAGGGUUAGUGUUAGUAAAACCGUUGCUUUGUUACAUUUUGUCACUCUGAGGCCAGCGAAAUAAUCUCUUUCAAAGUAUGUUCCUUGAGUAGUGCCCAUUGAUAUUUACCCAGGUCCAAAAGAAAAGUUUGGAGAUUAGAAACAUUGAUGGAGAGCUGGAUCAGAAGAUAUCAGAACUGGGAACGUGUGCCAGCAGAGUGCAUGACUUGGAACAGAAUGUGGAAGAAAAACAGAACUAUAUCGAUGAACUGGAGUCAUGUCUGAAAACCAGAGAGGCAGAGGUGACUGAACAAUGUAACUUGUUGGAUAACACACGGAGUUUGCAUACGGAACAUUGUCGGGAAUUGGAAAGACAGAUUGAUCAGGUUUGAUUUAUUAAAGUUUUGCUAUCAUUUAUGAGUUCGUACAGGGAUGGAUUUACUGGGGGGUGGCGCACCCCCCUAGCCCCGGACAGGGGUGCUAUUUUUCAUGAUAAAGCAAAAAAUUAUUAGAGACAAAAUGAGAUACAGUAAUUUGAGUAAUAACAUGUUGAUAAGCGAACUGUGAACAACAAUUACAAUUCAAAUACUGUAGUCAAGCAAGACUUUGCAGUAGUGAAGCAAGUUGAUGGGCGGCACACAUGACCGACACAACUUGGCACCAGAGCUGCCCCCUCCCCCCCCUACCAGAUCAUGCUGGAUCCAUCCCUGAGUUCGUAGCCGGGAUUUAUUGAGCACUAUCGUACAGUAGAUGGUCAACCUGCAGUUAUCAGAGUGACAAAAUAGAAUGUUCUUUUCUUAAUCAUUUAGCUUCAGAGAGAGUAUGAAGGCAAAAAUAAUCAAGUCUCACAGUUGGAUACAGUGCUAAAAGGUGUGUAUGGAGAAAUGUUUCCCAAACAUCCAGAAACCUAAUUUGUUUCCCAAUUGUGAUUUUUGUUGUGGAAACAUUGAAAUGCUUCUAGGUUUGUCCACCUUUUGGAAACUUGGCUAGAAAACAAAGUUUCACUCCCUUCGGGAAACUUGGCUAGGAAACAAUAAUCAUAAGAACACGUUUUCAACAAUAAAGUUUUUUAGUUGCUCAAGUGACCUUAACUAUAACAACAUCUAUACGAAAGAGCCACAAACGUCUUAUAAAUAUGUUGUGUUCUUUAGCUUGCCGACAAGAUGUAACAGUAAAAACUUCUCGUGUACAAGAACUCGAGAAAGCAGUCACUGAGCACCAACGUGAGCUGCAACACAGACAAAACCAGAGCAAGGAAUACGAACAAAAAUUGUCACAGUUACAGGAAAAAGCGACAGUUGAGAGCGAGCGAGGAGUGAAAUUAGAUAAAGCCUUACAGGAAUGUCAACAAGAAAUGAAAGCUCAUAUUGAACGGCUGGCUGAAGUGAAGGAGCAGCAUGAAUACGAGUUGAAUAGCAAGAUAGCUGAGGUAUAGUUUAGGUGCAUGAUUUUUAUAUUGAUACCUCUAUCAGUUCUAAACUGUUCUCCCUGAGCAGCCACACUUGAAUUAAACUGUUCCUGCUGUAGGUCCAGCAAUGACCAUCCUUUAAUUGCAGACACCCUUUCCAGAAAGCUACCUUUACAUUGUGAUCAGUAAAUGGUUAGACUUUCGCGUCUUCUCAGAUAAGGACUUUAAAAUUGUAGGUACCUCGGAUCCCCUAUCAAUUGGACAACAGCCUGUUGCAUCAAUUAGUGAGAAACUCGAUGGACUUAAUAUCAGCAUAUAUCUCCUUUCUUUAGGUCUCCAAACUGCAGGAAAUUUUAGAACAACAAAAAGAUGAAUACCGUAAGAAAUGCAAGGAAUGUGAACUUUUGGAACAGACACUAACAGAACGAAAUGAACUUUUAAGACAAAACCAAAAACAACUAAGCGAACACGAACAUAACCUAACUCGACUUAAACAAGAAGCUGGUAUCCUAGAACUAGAGCUGAAUCGCGAGAGAGAUACGAAUCGUGAAGAGGUUAGGAACUUACAUGCGUUGUUGGAAAACGCUAAACGAGACCUAGACGAAAGAACGAGACAGUUAAAUGAGCUGAAUACUUCCCUAGUGGGUGUCCAUAAAGACAUGAAACAAAGCUCGUCGCAUGUUGUAGAUUUAGAACAACUUUUGCAACAAACGAGAGAUGUUUUAGCGAAAAAAUGCGAAGAGGCGAACGACUUAGCUGCUAGCUUGAAGGAUAGGGGUAAAGAGCUUUGUAGUAAAGUUGAAAUGAUUAAACAUUUGGAAGAAACGGUUACAGAAACAAGGAAAUCAUUCGAUGAAGCCCAGGAAAGUUUGAAGCAAACUAAAGUUAAGUUGGCUGAAAGGGAUGGCCAAGUUUCGACGCUUGACAGCGAGCUGAGUAAGGCACAGGGGGAGAUUUCUGGUACGGCAAAGCAGUUGGAGGAAUUGAAGAUAGUUUUAGAAGAUAGCAAGAAGGAGGUGCGAGACAAAGAUCAACAGAUGGAUGAUUUGGGAGAUAGAUUGAAUAGAAGUGAAGAACUGUUGGAGAGGAAAGAUCGCGAGAUGAUGGAAAAGGAUGCAAAGGUCACAGAACUUGAUCAGACUGUCAGGGAAUGUCAGUGGGAGCUGAAACAAAGAGUUUCCGAGGUAAGUCACUGCUACCAAGCAUUUUAUUCUGGUCAACCUGUAGGUAUCAGAGUUUCAGAGGUAAAUCGCUGAACUAAAUUGGUUGGACAUUUUGUCCAGGAAAAAUGAACAAUCAACCUUCUCGAAAGACUGGGUCAACCAUAAGCCGCUUGCAAUCAUCCCGCAAAGAACAAAUGUAAACAAUUUAACUUACCUAUACUGGCUAGUAUUUGGCAUAAAGUAUUAUAUGUUGACUUAAUUUACCAAACGAAGACAUGGAAGUAUUAUAUGUUGACUUAAUUUACCAAACGAAAAGAUGUUCGACCAAAUUUGAAAGUUUCUGAUCAAAUUUCAUUUUGGUUGGACAUUUUUCCCGACAUUAUUUCAGGCUCAAAACGUGUUAAAAAUGCUAGCUGGAAAGCACCCUUGCUAAAAUGCACCAAUCAACCUCGUACCCAGGCUAUUUUCUCUCACACACGGCCACUAAUAUCAAACAACAUGUCUGUAUUCUUUCAGAUGAGUAAGCUGGACAUCUCAAUCAAAGAACAACGCAGUGAUCUGAAACAAAAGACAAAUGUCCUGGAACACUCGCUCAGUCAAUGCCAGUAUGAACUGAGUGAGAAGACAUUGGAGGUACGAUCGUGCGAAAAUAAUGCAAUCUAAGUUGAUUCAGCUUCGAUCCCAUGUAUUCUAGGAAUAAACUGUUUCUAGGAAUUCACUCAAACCUUGUGUUUUCUUUCAGUUGAGUGAACUGAAGGCGAAAUACGCACAAGGUCAAGAACAGAUCAAACAGAAGACCGUUCGUUUGGAAUACAUGGAAAACACGAUGAAACAGCAACAGCAAGAACUGAGGAAACGCCUUGAUCAAGUUGCUGAAUUUGAAAAGGUUUGUGCUCCUAAAUUAUCCUAGAAAUUACAGUGAAUCAUUCAAUACGUGUUCUUAUUAUCCCAUGCAGUUUGAAAAUGGUACUUCAAGAAAGGCUUAGCAGCAUCCAUGAAUAUUGAUGUACUUUUAUUCUUCAGGAAUUUACGAAACUUCAAAGGGAAUCGGACGAUAGAACAGAGAUCACACAAGAGCUUCGCUUGGCGAGAGAACAAGUUCAAAAUACGGUUAGUUCAAGAGAUCAAACCAUAGUAACACUGCGAAUCCAACAUGCAAUGACCACAUCACAAACCACAACCGAAAUUAAUGUAUCAGGUAACUCCACCACUGACAGAAAUUGCCAAGCACGACCGUAGCACUAAUUACACAUCGCACAACGUAUUUUGUAGCACUCGGAGUUGCUGGAUGCCCGACGUAAACUCUUACGAUGCGAACAGAAGGAGCAUGAGUAUUUGGACGAACUUAAGGAAGCACACGCACUUUUAACCAACAAGGAAGAGGACUGUACGCGCCUUGCGAAAGACCUGGGCGCUAGUCAAGUCCGCGAAGCUCAGGCGGAGGCGAAAUGCGUACAAGAAUCACGUCGAGUGGAACAACAGUAUUCGAUGAAAGUGAGCAAUUUGGAAAAUGAGGUAAACUACUUUUAUUUACAUAACUGCAUGUGGUAGGAAUCAAAACAACGCUACUUCAUGUAAGAUGAAGAAAAUAUGAAACCUUCACCUAAGCUAUAGAAUUAUGAUCACUAAAACCUAAGAGUAGUUUUUGGCGAGGGAGGAAAAUCAGAGUACCCGGAGAAAAAGUCUCGAAGCACAGGAGGGAAUAGACCAAGAGAGCCUGUUCGCAGGUUGAGGAGAGAACUAACUUAGUACACACAGUCAUACCACUUAACCAGAUGAUUUCUUGGCUUUCCUGAUGCCAGGAGCAGAAAUGGAAAUAACUCCAGUCCAGGCUAUGCGAUUUACAGACUGCAUGUGUCCAUAAAUACAACAUUUUAACCAGCAUUGUAUUCCUCCCAGGUUGAGAAGCUCCGGGAGAACCACAGUAAGCUAUUCUCUCAGAAAGAAGAGGCGGACGCCGCUCAUCGCUUGAACAUUCAGAACUUACGAGAGAAGGAGAAAGGAAAUGAAAAAGAAAUAAAACGACUCCAGGAAGAGCAGAGAGCGUUUAGUGAUCAUGUCAUGAAUUUGAAACAUCAGAUUGAGGAAAUGGAAGACGAAGUUCACCUUGCGAAUGAAACGAUUAUUAUCAAGGAAUCUGAGGUAGGCCGUUGUUUUUUUCUUUAUGCAUUAUGUAGGGGACUUUCAAUCAUUGCUAGUAAAACAUUUUGAGCUGAUUGAGUUUCUCACACUUUGGUCAGCGGAUUUCCCAACAGGCUAUUGUGCAAUUGAUCCGAGGUACCCACGAUUUUAACGUCCUUAUCCGAGAAGACGCGAAAGUCUAACCAUUUACUGAUGUCCAAUGUAAAGGUACUUUCUCGUCAAUUAUUUUAAGAGCUUGAGCAGAGGUGAAGGAUUGAAGCCAGGUCUCCCAGCUUGAAGGGCAAGCACCACGACACCAUAUGUGCUGGUUAUAGUAAUCAUCCAGUGUAUCAUCUUUCUUCCUAGAUCACACGACUGCAAGCUAAGGUCUCGGGGUAUGAACGAGCCACAUUUGGUUCAAGACUAAACUUCAACCCGCCUCACACAUAUACACCCGUAUCUCGUUCCCAAGCCCCCGUGGUUCGUUCCCAACCACCCAGUCCAGCCCGCACAUCACAGACACCCUAUCCAAGCUAUCAAUCACCAGUCAAGAGAAGCAGUUCUGCGCAUGACCUACACAACAUAUCCGCUGGUCUAGUAUCAUUCAGUUCGCCGGCUCAACAAGACACCGCUGACUUAGAAAGAUCUCAGACGUAUUCCCAGCAUUCUACGCGGUCGUCAGCUCUGAAUCAAAGCGAUACUUUUGAGAGAUUGUUCGACCAAGCGAGGUAUGAACUACAGCAUGGCAAUAAACGCGGCCCUAAGCCUGAAACAUGGACGAAUCUUGAAGACGAGGAAAGAAGGGAAAAUGUAGAAAGAUCUUCAAAAGCAGACGAAGAUACGCAGUGA